AUGGCUGACAUUUCAAAUCUUACGAAGUCCUCUUAUUCCAGUAACACGGUAAAUGAUCCCAUGACUUUUUUCCUCUUCCCCGCUCUCGUGAUCUGUCUUAUCGGUAUACCAGGUACUUUAAAAACUAUCCACUUCUACCGGAGGCAGAGUAAAACGUCUGCCGGAGCCACGCCCAUCCUUCUCAUGGUUCUUGCUGUCUACGACACGUUAGCCUUGGUUACAAUCCUCGUCUGUAACAUCGCCCUCAUCAUCUUCCUAUUUCAUCGCAUGUACAACCCAAUGAACACUGUACUCUUGACGUCAUCACAGGCGCGUGAACUAAAAAUGACAAAGCUCGGUCUGGUGCUCACGUGCAUAUUCGUGGUGUGCGUGUCUCCCCUUGGAAUCUUUUAUCCCCUACGAGGGUUGGGGAGUUCUCCGAUCCCACAGCCCGUGUACCGGGCCAUUAUGCCAGUGGCUACUCUCCUGGAAUCGAUUAACUACUCGGUCAACUCUCUUGUUUACUAUAUCGGCAGUGCUCGUUUCCGGGCAGAUUUCCAACAGAUCAUUUGCUUCCUCGUCUGUAACAUCGCCCUCAUCAUCUUCCUAUUUCAUCGCAUGUACAACCCAAUGAACACUGUACCCUUGACGUCAUCACAGGCGCGUGAACUAAAAAUGACAAAGCUCGUUCUGGUGUUCACGUGCAUAUUCGUGGUGUGCGUGUCUCCCCUUGGAAUCUUUUACCCCCUGCGAGGGUUGGGAAAUUCUCCGAUCCCACAGCCCGUGUACCGGGCCAUUAUGCCAAUGGCUACUCUCCUGGAAUCGAUUAACUACUCGGUCAACUCUCUCGUUUACUAUAUCGGCAGUGCUCGUUUCCGGGCAGAUGUCAAACAGAUCAUUUGCUGUAAAAAAUCAAGGCUGCUGACGAUCAAGUGUAUUUGUUCUCCACAAUAUGUAGAUGAUGGUUGUCUUGGAGACAUUCCAUACAAAUGCGCCUUGAUAGAUUACCACCGCUACACUGUGGGGGAGAUUGUCACUUCUCUGUCGACGGCUAACAGGAACAACACGAAACAGGAGAAG
Messenger RNA from Mizuhopecten yessoensis (Yesso scallop), 1059 nucleotides. RefSeq lists its product as uncharacterized. NCBI's taxonomy places the organism in Eukaryota, Metazoa, Mollusca, Bivalvia, Pectinida, Pectinidae. The transcript is spliced from 4 exons. The annotation marks the transcript as partial. Gene Ontology annotation, cellular component: membrane. The record is from RefSeq and is a predicted model, not a curated record. Gene Ontology annotation, molecular function: G protein-coupled peptide receptor activity.